Messenger RNA from Hylaeus anthracinus, 1385 nucleotides. Its product is annotated as venom allergen 5-like. The transcript has 7 exons. NCBI's taxonomy places the organism in Eukaryota, Metazoa, Arthropoda, Insecta, Hymenoptera, Colletidae. The record is from RefSeq and is a predicted model, not a curated record. Gene Ontology annotation, cellular component: extracellular region. Bases 293 to 1006 code for a protein of 237 amino acids.
UUGGCCAGCUAUUAGUUCGGCCAGUUCCGAGGACCGGUUCUCUGGCGCGCCUCCGUUCGCUCGAUCCCGAAAAGAGGCUCAUAAAUCGGCCCGUUUUAUCACCUCUCGAUCGGCCCCACCACGUGUCGGAGUGAACCACUCGGCUCUCUCGAUUGGAUCUCGCGUUCAACUCGCCCGUUCGGCCCGUCUUUUACAGAACGGGGGCUGGGAAUCGACCAAGGGGGCGCCGAGGCACCUCCACGACUGCGGAUACAAUUUCUAGGCACCCGUUUCCCGGUGAACGUUCAGGAAAAUGGCACUCGCGGGGAACGUGAUCCUGGUUACCUUGACGCUGAUCGCCGCCUCGAAGGGCCUCCCAGGUAAUUCGUGGCCGUCCUGCGCCGGCAAGACGAUACUGAGAGCUGACGGCUUAUCUUGCGAGGAGAAGCAAGCCAUCUUGGACGAGCAUAAUCGUCUGAGACAGCUAGUGGCUCUGGGGCAGAUUCAUGGACAGCCAGGCGCUGCGAAUAUGAGGGAAAUGGUAUGGGACGACGAAUUGGCCGCAAUCGCGCAGAGAUGGGCGGAUCAAUGCGCGGAGAUCCACGACAACUCGAGGAACGUUCGAAGAUUCGCCGUGGGGCAAAACAUCGCACGAACAUGGACAACGAGGCCUCCGGGAGUCUACGACGACGAACCAAAUUGGCGACAGCGAAUCUCGGAUUGGUUCAACGAGGUACAGCACUAUCGUACCGGAUAUAGCGACGACACUGGUCACUAUACUCAGCUCGUCUGGGGUGACACGUUCCUUCUAGGCUGCGGAUAUUCCUUCUACUAUGAUCCAGCUCGAGGCUAUACCAAGAAUUAUGUUUGCAACUACGGGCCAAGCGGCAACGUGCUCGGCUUUCAACCUUAUCAAUCAGGCCAGCCAGCCUGCGCCAGCUACGGAAUGUCUUAUUCGAAUCGAUACGCAGGACUUUGUUCUCGAGGCAGUUACUACCACUUAGGAGGACUCUGCACUUAUGGUUAACGGAAAUCUUCCGAUGAAGAGAAGAUUCCAUGGAAAGAAAAGUCGAGAACGAAGAAGUACGCCUUCGCGACGUUUAUUAACGAUUAAACGUCGAACUCGACAGAUCGCGGGAGUUUUUAACAUUUUCCUGUCGUUGUUCCAUCUAGUACACCUUUUCUAGUCUAUGAAAUAUAGUCUGUAAAUUGUAGUGAUUAGAUUUUAAGUUUGUAAAAAAUCCAAACAUGAGAGUGCAUGGAAUAAAGUAACGAUUAAGAGGUAUUGGUGAAACAAGCUCGAACCCUAGUUUGACUUUGUGAAAACAUGCAGCGAGCAGUUUUAGUUUUAUUUAGUAAGUAACUUACACAGUAAUUAAGAUUGACAACUUACUAAUUGAAGAACU